CCCGGAGCUGGGCCGGGGGCGGGCCUCCGCCUGCUUCGCCCGAACCCGGAGAGCGCCCGGCACGGCGGCCGCCGACGCAGCAGCGGUCCCAGCUCGCCGAGCCCCGAGACCCGCGGUUCCCGGGCGGCCCCGGGCGGACGCUGCGUGAGGGCGCUCGAGGAGGCGCGGGGCGGCCCGCACGCGCCCCCGGCCGCCCCCUGCCCGUGAGCGCACCGGCCCAGCGCCGCCCCGGCGCGGGGAGCGCCGGCCGGGCGAGGGCGCGGGCGAUGCCGCGGUGACGGCCCCGCCAUGGCGAAGCCCCCGGCGGCGGCGGCGGCGGCGGCGGCGUCGGAGGAGCUGAGCCAGGUGCCGGACGAGGAGCUGCUGCGCUGGAGCAAGGAGGAGCUGGCGCGGCGGCUGCGGCGCGCAGAGGGCGAGAAGGUGGGCCUCAUGCUGGAGCACGGCGGCCUGAUGCGCGACGUGAACCGGCGGCUGCAGCAGCACCUGCUGGAGAUCCGCGGCCUCAAGGACGUGAACCAGCGGCUGCAGGACGACAACCAGGAGCUACGCGAGCUCUGCUGCUUCCUCGACGACGACCGGCAGAAGGGGCGCAAGCUGGCGCGCGAGUGGCAGCGCUUCGGGCGACACGCGGCCGGCGCCGUGUGGCACGAGGUGGCCCGCUCGCAGCAGAAACUGCGCGAGCUCGAGGCGCGCCAGGAGGCCCUGCUGCGCGAGAACCUGGAGCUCAAGGAGCUGGUGCUGAUGCUGGACGAGGAGCGCGCGGCGCUGGCGGGGGGUGGGGGCGGCGGGGGCGGCGGCGGCGGCGCCGGCUCCCGCAGCUCCAUCGACAGCCAGGCCAGUCUGAGCGGGCCGCUGGCCGGCGGCGCGGCGGGCGCUGGGGCCCGCGACGUGGGCGACGGCAGCAGCACGUCGAGCGCGGGUAGCGGAGGCAGCCCGGACCACCACCAUCACAUCCCGCCCCCGCUGCUGCCCCCGGGGCCGCACAAGGCCUCCGAUGGCAAGGCAGUAGCCACGCGCAGAUCCCUGGACGACCUGUCGGCGCCACCGCACCACCGAAGCAUCCCCAACGGCCUGCACGAUCCCUCGUCCACCUACAUCAGGCAGCUGGAGACCAAGGUGAGGCUGCUGGAGGGGGACAAGCCCCUCGUACAGCAGGCAGGCCCUGGAGAGUUCCGGACGCUGCGGAAAGGCUUCUCCCCGUACCACUCGGAGUCCCAGCUGGCAAGCCUCCCGCCCACCUACCAGGACUCCCUGCAGAACGGCCCAGCUUGCACGGUACCCGAGCUGUCCUCGCCCCCCUCCGCCGGCUACAGCUCUGCGGGACAGAAGCCCGAGGCUGUUGUGCACGCCAUGAAGGUCCUGGAGGUGCACGAGAACCUGGACCGGCAGCUCCAGGACAGCUGUGAGGAGGACCUGAGUGAGAAGGAGAAGGCCAUCGUCCGUGAGAUGUGCAACGUGGUCUGGCGAAAACUAGGAGACGCGGCCAGCUCCAAGCCCUCCAUCCGGCAGCACCUGUCUGGGAACCAGUUCAAGGGGCCUUUGUAGGGCUGCUUCUCUGUGGACGUGGACUGGCCCUGCAGGGCACCCAGGAUGAGUUGCAGGCCCCCGUGUUUGUUUCCUGUGGUGAAUUGUACAUAGGACACUGCCCGCCGUGCCCCGGCUCCCGUGGGUCCAGCGCGAUAACAGCCGGGCCUCUGUCUCCCUCCUCACGCACCAGCACACGAAGACAAGAGGCUGCGGCCAUGCUCCAUGGCAGAGCGGCCCAAACAGCCUCCUCCCUGCUCUGGGGCCCCGCUGCCGGGAGGCUGAAGGCUGUGUGGGGACUCAGGGCCUGGCAUCCCAGGCUGGGCCCGGCCUUGGCCAAGGGGCACCUCAUCGAGCCUUCUACCCGCUGGCUGCUACCCACACUGGACAGAGGCCACCGGCAGCUGGACCUGACACAAGGGGCACCCCUUCUCACCCGUCUGCGGCCUGAACCCCAGCUCACUGAGCCCGCGUCCGAUCGUGGACAGGGAAGCUCAUGGUGUCUGUGGCUGGCUGGAGGCCCUGAGGCCCUUCCUCUGGCACUGCUGCCCCCCUGCCCUGCCCCGCACCCAGCUCCCUGCUACAAGCUGCUGCUUGGUUUCAGGGUGCUUCCCCCA
Messenger RNA from Mustela lutreola (European mink), 2141 nucleotides. It is a transcript of the gene CCDC85C, whose product is annotated as coiled-coil domain containing 85C. The coding region runs from base 289 to 1545 and encodes 418 amino acids. The transcript has 6 exons. Gene Ontology annotation, cellular component: apical junction complex. Lineage: Eukaryota; Metazoa; Chordata; Mammalia; Carnivora; Mustelidae. The record is from RefSeq and is a predicted model, not a curated record.